Mya arenaria is the source of this 1776-nucleotide messenger RNA. RefSeq names its product gastrula zinc finger protein XlCGF8.2DB-like. Gene Ontology annotation, cellular component: nucleus. Lineage: Eukaryota; Metazoa; Mollusca; Bivalvia; Myida; Myidae. The transcript has 2 exons. The record is from RefSeq and is a predicted model, not a curated record. The coding region runs from base 177 to 1076 and encodes 299 amino acids.
UGAUAAUUGAACAACAAUAAGCUGCAUCAAUUACACUUAAUUGAAAGCUUUUUGAGGAUUUUCUUAACGCUGCCCGGGCAAGGUGAUACGGGGAACGGUUCCCGAACCGACAAGUGAGAGUAUUGGAUGUGUAGCGAUGAUUUUACAGUAAAUAAUAGGUUACAAACACAUUAGAAAUGGAGGAAAACCAUGGGUAUGAAGUCCUUCCUUUUGACUGUGAAAGUAAGGUGAAUACACCAAAUACGAGUGAUGACGCUAAGCAAUUCAGGUGCGGAAUAUGUUUCUUUGAUUUUAUGGAUAGCCAGCAUUUAUUGAACCACAUGAAAAUACACACUGGAGAGAAGUUAUUUAUGUGCUUAACAUGUGGUUCUGGUUUUUCUCAAAAAUGUAAUUUGCAAUACCACAUGCGAACGCACACAGGUGAGAAACCAUUUAAGUGUGAGACCUGCGGUGGGGCUUUUGCACAUGGAUCUGAUUUACGUAAACACCUGAGAAUACACACAGGAGAGAAGCCAUUCAAGUGUUUGUUAUGUGGUGUUGCUUUUACUCAGGCGUCUAAUUUAAAAGGUCACAUGAGAAUACACACUGGAGAGAAGCCUCAUCAGUGUGAAACUUGCGGCGCAGCUUUUGCACAUAAAAGUCAUUUACUGCGACACAUGGUAGUACACACUGGAGAGAAACCAUACAAGUGUGAGAUAUGUGGCACAGCUUUUUCCCGAAGAAACUAUGUAGUGGGACACAUGAGAUUACACACGGGAGAAAAACCAUACAAAUGCGAGACUUGUGAAACGGCUUUUGCCCAUAAGUUUCUUUUAAAGGCACACAUGAGGAUACACACAGGAGAAAAGCCAUACAAGUGCCAGAUCUGUGGCUUUGAAUUUUCUCAGAGUUCUCAUUUACGGGUUCACAUGAGGCUUCACACAGGGGAGAAGCCGUACAAGUGUGAGAAAUGUGGUGAAGCCUUCAUUCGGAAAGAUGUAUUAAAGAGACACCCGUGUCAACACACCAGUACUGGACAAGAGGCAAAAGAGAGUUUCAGAUUAGCUGCUUGUAACAUAACAUAUUUAUCAAAUUAAUUAUAGCAUAUAUUUAUUAUACAUGUACAAAUUCAAAUUUGCAUAAUUAGCGCCUGGUCGCCCCACAAAAAUGUUUUGGUGGAUGCCAUUGUUAUCACCCUGUUUGUUCGUCUUUCCGUCCACAUUUUUUAGAAAAAAACUUUAAAACUUCAAAACCAGUAAUGAUAUCAACCUUAAUCAAUUUGAUCACACUCUUUCAUGACAAUAUAUAUAACUCAUACAGGGUUCUCAAUCAGUUUGAGUUAAACCGUCUCAAAAUAGUAAAGUGACUGAUCAGUGUUUUCUGCUACUUCACUUAUUUCUCCAACUUUGAACUGGCCCAGUUGCAAUUUGAACUGACCGUUUUGGCUGGCAGCCGGUUCUUAUUGAGAACUUUAAUUUCAUUAAUGGCUCUUUGCAAAUUUAUUCAAUCUCAGCAAAUCAGUUUUAUUUCCAGCUCUUCUGAAAGGAAGAGAUGUGUGCUUGAGAGCAUCAACAUAAUAACAGUAAUAUGACUAUCUGUUUAUGUCAAGAACCAUAACUCUGUCAACUGUUGAAACAAAAUUGUCUCCCUUGGCAGUUUCUUUUCUGCCCUUUUAUAGGGGGCCACAUAUUGACUCUAUUCCCAAGGCUGUCUGGUCCAAACACAAAACAAAAACAAUUCUAUACUUGAAUACUAUGUUACUUUAUUUUUUUCGCUGACAAUAAAGGGUUAUAAACU